CUCUCUCCGCAUACAACUCAUCAACAACACAGCUGCAAAGAUCCUCUCUGAUCGCUGUGCAGUGCAGCACAUUCCUGUUCACUUUCUUUCCUCGGUUAAAUUUCACAAAAAGUGAUAGAAUUGAAUAAUUUUUCAACCUGCAUUUCAAAUUUUGCUUCCAAGUGAUAGUAUAUAAAUUAAAAAGUGUAAAAUGACGGCACUCACUUGGGAAGAAAAAGAACAACUAAUCACCCGAAAUCUGCAGGAGGUUUUAGGGCAGGACAGCAUGCGGACCAUUUUAAAAGAACGGGACCUAAAAGUGUACUGGGGAACUGCCACAACUGGUAAACCACAUAUUGCCUACUUCGUGCCCAUGUCCAAGAUUGCCGACUUCCUGAAAGCGGGUUGUGAGGUGACAAUUCUGUUUGCGGACCUGCACGCCUAUUUGGAUAAUAUGAAGGCACCCUGGAGUUUACUGCAAGAGCGAACUAAGUACUACGAGGCGGUCAUCAAAGCGAUGCUGACUUCGCUGGGGGUGCCAUUGGAUAAAUUGAAAUUUGUCUGCGGCACGGAUUACCAGCUCUCGAAAGACUAUACGCUGGAUGUAUACAAGUUGUCCUCCGUCGUAACCCAGCACGAUGCCAAGAAGGCCGGGGCAGAGGUUGUGAAACAGGUUGAUCAUCCGCUGCUUUCGGGUAUUUUAUACCCAGGUCUGCAAGCGUUAGACGAAGAGUACCUCAAAGUUGACGCCCAGUUUGGAGGUGUGGAUCAGAGGAAGAUUUUCACUUUUGCGGAGAAGUACAUGCCACAAUUAGGGUAUGCCAAAAGGAUCCACUUAAUGAAUCCUAUGAUUCCCGGUUUGGCAGGUGGAAAGAUGUCUUCAAGUGAAGAGGAUUCCAAAAUAGACCUUUUGGAUAGCGCUGCGAAAGUAAAAUCUAAGAUAAAGAAGGCUUUCUGCGAGCCGGGUAAUAUCGAGGACAACGGAUUACUUAAGUUUAUAAAGCACGUUAUUUAUCCGAUGUUUAAGGCUGGUGAUGGUUUCGAGAUUAAGCGCAAAGAAGAAUUCGGUGGCGAUAAAAAAUUCGAAAAGUAUGAAGACUUGGAAGCGAUGUUCGCUUCUCAGGAAUUGCACCCAGGAGAUCUCAAGGCAGCUGUUGAGGUCUAUAUUAAUCGGUUACUUGAACCGAUUAGAAAGGUGUUUAAUGAUGAUUUUCAUCGGGCACUGACGGAACGAGCCUACCCAACUGGAGCAUCAGGAAAAAAGAGCACAGCGGCACAGGCCACUGGAGAGAAUACCCCCGACAAAGUGGAAUUGAAGGUUGGUCAAAUUGUGGAAGCAAUAAAACAUCCCGACGCAGACACACUGUGCAUUUUAACAGUGGAUAUUGGUAACGAAACGAAGAAGUCCAUCGUCAGUAAUCUGAUGGCCCAUUAUGGCCUCGAUGAGCUGAAGGGCCGUUCGGUCGUGACGCUGACUAAUAUGAAGUCCUCGAAAAUUCGUGGAGUGGAAAGCGAAGGCUUGGUGCUGUGUGCCUUCAAUCAGGAUAAGUACGAGCCGCUGGUCGUUCCGGAAGGCGCCAAAGUGGGCGAGCGGAUAAUCGUGGAAGGUUUUGACAACACUAAAGCAGAAGUGCCGCAGCUGAAUCCGAAGAAAAAGGUUUGGGACAAAAUUCAAGCGGAAUUAAAAACGAAUGGCGAUGGGGAAGCGCUGUGGAAGGAGUUUUCGAUGUUGACAUUGAAUGGCGAUAGGAUCACGAGCACUCUAAAAGAAUGUAACGUCAAGUGAAGAAACAUCGGAUUAACAAAAGGAAACUAUUUGAUCCAUUUCGGGACUCAGCACGCGAUAGUUAUUUUAAUUUAUUUAAUAUUUUGUGCCGCAGCAUAAUUUAUGUUUACGCGUUGAUGCAAUUUCCGCAUUAAUAAAACACUGUCAUUCGUUAUCAGAGAAAUAAAUUUCAUAUCGUUGAAGCUAAA
Molecule: messenger RNA, 1953 nt
Organism: Armigeres subalbatus
Lineage: Eukaryota; Metazoa; Arthropoda; Insecta; Diptera; Culicidae
Product: tyrosine--tRNA ligase, cytoplasmic-like
Exons: 2
Coding region: 191-1765 (524 amino acids)
Biological process (GO): tyrosyl-tRNA aminoacylation
Cellular component (GO): cytoplasm
Molecular function (GO): ATP binding; tRNA binding; tyrosine-tRNA ligase activity
Source: RefSeq, a predicted model, not a curated record